Molecule: messenger RNA, 5122 nt
Organism: Gordionus sp. m RMFG-2023
Lineage: Eukaryota; Metazoa; Nematomorpha; Gordioida; Chordodea; Parachordodidae
Product: neuroglian-like
Exons: 26
Coding region: 315-4574 (1419 amino acids)
Biological process (GO): cell-cell adhesion; axon guidance; brain development
Cellular component (GO): axon; plasma membrane
Molecular function (GO): cell-cell adhesion mediator activity
Source: RefSeq, a predicted model, not a curated record
AUAUAAUAUAAUAUAAUAUUCCAUUCCCUCCCUACGAUAAGGAAUCGAAUGGAUUGGUGUCUUAUCUGCUUCAGCCGUAUUUAGGAACGAAUGAAAUCUCCAUUCAAAAUUCUUCGGCAUUUAACAUUCCAUCCAUAAAUUUAUAAAUCUUUUGUCGGGAUUACGAUCCAUCGCCAUUCAAGAAAUUCACCGUUAGCCAAAAAAAAAAUCACGAAAUGUCAAAUUGCAAUAAUUUUUCCCCCCACCGCCAAAUGUCGUUCUUCCUUUUAUAACCAUUCAUUUAUUCAAUCGCUCAAAAUAUAUAUUUAAAAAAAAUGAGAGGAUUCCUCCAGAAACUAAAUAAAAUGACACAAUUUAAACGCCACUUCUAUUUUUCCUUAUCCCGCCACAAAUCCAGGCACGCGAUAUCGUCGUCCAAUCAGCGUAUUCCAUUAUCUUUCCUAAACGGAGUUCUGUUAAUUGCGACGCUUGUAUGGGCUUCAUCUAGUUUUCAGACCACCUUAGCCAUCACAUCCCCGCCGACCUUCACUAGACAACCACCUUACGAAUUGAUAUACGACAGCCGAAUACUCGUGACGUUGGAAUGCCUGGCCGAAGGUGAACCAGAGCCAACUUAUUACUGGAAAAAGAACAGUCUGAAAUAUGAUCCAUCAGCUAACGAUGGAAGGGUCAUAAUGGUUCCGGGUAAAGGGACUCUUACUAUCACGCGUCCAAUCUACGAUGACGAGGGCCUCUAUCAGUGCUUCGCUACUAAUCAAUUCGGAACAGCGGUUAGUAACGCUGUCCGUCUUCAACACGCCCGGCUCGAAUCCUUUCCCCACAUGCCUCAACCGAGCGUUAUGACGGUCAAUAACGGGGACCCGCUAACUCUUAACUGUCUUCCCCCAAAAGGCAUCCCACCACCACUCGUCUUUUGGCUCAUAUCGGACGAGUUCAAAGAGGUAAAAUGUUCGGCCAGAGUCAUGCAAGACAUGGACGGAAACCUGAAUUUCGCUUAUGUCAACGCGUCGGAAGAUAUCCAACUAUUCGCCCGUGACGAACUUAGUCAUAACAACCCUUUUACGUGCGUGGCGAAUAAUCCUACCCUGAACACGCUUAACCAAGGGGAAUUCCAAAUCAUAAAAGUGCUCAACCCAGGCGAUCCCAUUCCAAAAAGGCCGCCAGAGAGAAUGUGGACUUCUUCGGUGAACAGUUUGGCACUUAGAUCUCAAAACCUCGUAUUAAGAUGCAUAUACAGUGGAUUCCCCUCCCCAAAAAUAACAUGGCGACGUAUAGACGGUGAUUUACCCAUUGGCAGACACACUUUCGAGUGUUUUUCUCACGAUUUGAUUAUCGAAAAUAUUCAGUAUUCUGACGCUGGCGACUACGAAUGCCGGGCCGCUAACGGUAUAGGUCAAGACCAAAAGCGGGUCAUGAGAGUUCAAGUUCAAUCCGCUCCAUAUUGGACCGUAAAACCGGAAGAUGCUAACGCGGCCGAAGAUGAAACCUACGUCAUCAAGUGCCAGGCGGACGGAGUUCCUAAGCCUCAAAUUCAGUGGUUCUUUAAUGGAAGGCCUAUCACUGAAUCGGCCUACAACGAAAGGCGCAAAGUGGAAGGGGAUUCGAUAACGAUAGUAGAUUUGAAGAAAGACGCGGACAUAGGUGUUUAUCAAUGUAACGCUUCAAACACUCAUGGAUAUAUUUUCGCCAACUCCUUCCUAAAUAUUUUAGCCGAACCUCCUGUGUUCAAACUUCCCCCCAAAUCAUUACUCGAGGUGGUCGACUUAGCUUCCGCCAACCUCACCUGUGUCACCUUCGGAGCCCCCGCCCCUCAAAUAACGUGGUACAAGGACGGGAUCGAAAUAACUGGCGGGCGUUACUCUCAAGAUGACUCAUUUCCUUCAUCCCUCGAUUCCACGGGGAAUAAAGGGGUGCCAUCUAUUAACGGACUCGGUUCGCUCGUAAUAGAAAAGGUCACUCAUUCUGAUGCCGGUAACUAUACAUGCACAGCUCGGAACAAGUUCGGGAGCGAGACGGCCAGCGGGAUGCUCGUGGUUAAAUCUCACACGAUUAUUCAGAGCCAGCCCCAAAACGGAGAGGUUAGAAUAGGCGAACCCGUAGUUUUUAGGUGUUCUGCAGUCCAAGACCCUUCCCUAGACCUCAUUAUAGAUUGGGAGAAGAAUGGGGAAUCCAUAUUCUCCACCGAACUUCCGAAGAAUUCUAUCGACUAUAACCAUAUAAGAUACAACAACUUCCCUAAUGGCGAGUAUGGAGACGAAAGCAUUUUCAAAAAAGGCCAGACUCCCGAUCUGGAUAUAGAUAAUCAAAGGGUAUUCAAGAGCCCGAUAGAUAACUCACUCACCAUAACUAAUGCCCAGCAGACUGAUACCGCCUCGUAUACAUGUGUUGCGCGCACGCGGUUGGAUCGUGCCACGGCUACCGCUAACCUUACAGUUCAGGACGUUCCCAAUCCGCCAACAGAUGUCACUCUUCUUUCUUGUAUGAGCCGUUCGGCCACUGUGAGUUGGAGACCUGGUGGAGAUAAUAGUGCUCCUAUAUUGAGGUUCAUAAUUCAAUACAAUAGUACUUCUCCCAACCCAUCGUCCUCCGACAAAAAGAGCCAGAACAAUGAAUUAGACAAUGGUUGGACAACCUUUCCAGAACACGUUCCGCCGGGAGAAAGGCAGUACACUCUCCAAUUGAAGCCUUACGUUAAUUACACUUUUAGAGUGCUCGCGGAAAAUAAAAUUGGCCUCAGCCCAGUUUCCACGAACCCUUCUAAUUCUGCCACGUCCUCCGACAUCGCGCCUUUCGUUACAAAAAAACCUUGUUCUACGCCCCCCGAUGUUCCAGAAGCUAACCCCACUGGCGUAAAGGCUGGAGGCGGAUAUCCCGAUCGCCUAGAUAUUUUUUGGACCCCUUUGCCCAAGAUAGACAGGGGUGGGCCGGGUUUUCACUACUUGGUGAAGUACAGGCAACUCGAUCCUUUGACCAAGCUCCCCAUUACUUCGCCCUCCUACACGAAUUCCCUAGACUCGAAUGGUUUCAAUACAUUUUCGGUUAUGGAUGCGGAGCAGGGCAGUUUGACAAUUAAUAAACAGCCCACAUAUACGCCUUACGAGAUUAGCGUCACGUCUGUCAACGACUUGGGCCAGGCCAAGGUACCUCUGGUACCCGUCAUAGGAUAUUCUGGAGAAGAUGUUCCAAUAUCCGGAGUCCCCGAUUUCCGGCUAAUCGAUAUCAACGGGCCUGACUCUGCUAGACUUGCUUGGGGGAAAGUAAAUGGUAGAACUUUGAACGGAGAAUUCAAAGGAUUCAAGAUCCUAACAUGGACACCACAGGAAGGUUUAGAAAAGGCGAGAGAAACCAUAAUAAGCGAUCCCAAUCAAAACACCAUAGUUGUUAAAACUUUCAAACCUUUUUCCACCAACAUGGCAGCCAUCAGGGUGUUCAACAACUAUUACGACGGGCCCAUGUCCCAGGAAAUAAGGCUGCAGACACCAGAAGGAAUUCCCGAGAUGGUGGAAAAUUUUCGAGCUUACGCUUUAGGUUCAAACGCUUUGCAGUUGAGAUGGGAAGCUCCCAGUGAGCCCAAUGGCAUACUCACUGGUUACCAUAUUUCAUAUUCCAAGGUUAUAAAUACGGGAAUAUCUCCAGCACAAGAAUUGCCUGCUAUAACUGACCCAAAAACGCUUGAAGCGAAAAUCCCUGGCCUCGAAACUGAUACCAAAUAUCGCGUUGAGAUAGCCGCCACUACACAGGCCGGUAUGGGGAAGCCUGAUUUGAGGGAGGUAAAAACUUCUAGAUCUGGCCGACCACUGGCCCCCAGUUUCAGUGUUAAUCGAAUAGAAGGCAAACGUGUUAACGUUACCUGGACUCCAGCUGUUGGAGAUGUUGGAUCGGAUGGAACUCCGAUUGGCAAUCCCGGAAGUUUAUUUUACGUUCAGUAUCGGGUUAAAGGCGACGAUUUAUGGCAAAGGAGCGACGAUCAAUUCUUGAAAUAUUGGGAUGUUUUGGAAAAUUUGCAACCUGGCACUGUUUACCAAAUGAGGGUAGUAGCUCAAAACGACUUGCACCUAACCCCCAGCGACGUUCAAGAGGUCCGGACUCCCACUACUAGAGAGGAAAGUAUAGCGACAGCUGGUUGGUUCGUGGGGCUCAUGUGCGCGUUAGCCAUUUUGCUUCUCAUCAUGAUCAUCAUAUGCUUGGUAAGACGUAACAGGGGUGGCAAAUAUCCUGUCCACGAGAAAGAAAGAGCAAAAGGUUUAGAUCCGGAUAACCCUAACGAAUCUGGUUUCGAUGAAUAUAAUAAGGACGAAAGAACUCCCUUCAAUCAAAACCGAUCUGACCCUGAUAGUAAACCUGGCAAGAUGCCCGGUUCUCGGUUUAGAUCCGGUCCGGAAGAAAGCGAGUCAGAUAGCUUGGCAGAAUAUUACGCCGAUCUCGAAACCGGUAAAUUUGACGAAGACGGAUCCUUCAUAGGCCAAUACGGCAAGGGAAAAAAUUCGAAUGUCACUAACGGAAAUAUUGGCAAAAAUGAAAAUAUAGCUGGUGGAGGUAGGGAAGGUACGGCGUCAUUGGCAACCUUUGUAUAAAUGAUCAAUAAUAUCAGUUUUGUAAACGAAUUUUUCGAAUUUUCUGAGUUUUAGAAAUUGUAUAGUUAGUUAAGGUUAAUUAUUUUUGUACAUUUCACCCUUUAUCCGAAUUCGUGAAAUAUCACUAUUUAUUUUUUUUAAAAAAAAAUCAUAAUUUACACUUUAAAAACCAAAAAAGCAUAGAUUUUUUAAAUAACGACCCAACGUCUUGAACCCUCGCUGCUAAGAUCUAUAUAAUUAUUAUAUUUCGAUUCGCUCAAAUUAUUUUUGCACAUUUCGGAUGUUUAUUUUCCAUCCAUCCAUUUUCCUACUUUUUUUAUAAUAUAUAUAUAUUUUUUGCUUUCAGGCGAAUUUUUUUUUGUUGUCGAAUUCAUGAAAAUAAAUAUUUAUAAAUUUUUUUUACCCCUAAUAACUUCUUCAUUCCACGAAUAAAUUUAAGCCAUAUGAUAGUCAUUUAUUUUUUUUAAAAAAAAUUAUUAAAUAAAUCAUACUUACUUUAUAUUUUUUUUACAAAAUUUUUAAGAAUCAAUUGCAAAAUUAAUUCCCCC